Cuscuta europaea is the source of this 1038-nucleotide messenger RNA. The record is from the annotation of a GenBank genome assembly. Lineage: Eukaryota; Viridiplantae; Streptophyta; Magnoliopsida; Solanales; Convolvulaceae.
GAAAAAAGGAAUAAAAGUGUAAUUAGCACCGUUAGGGUUUUUGUUCGCACAUGUAUUCCAUAUAUAUUAACACAAAACCUCAAAACCUCAAAACCUCAAACUCAGAUUUGCCCUAACUCAAAAAACUCUGAAGAUGGCCGUAACCUUCUCAGAUCUCCACACUGAAGCUGGUAUCAAGUCUCUCGAUGGAUUUCUCGCUGCAAAAUCAUAUAUUUCUGGAGAUCAAUUCACUAAGGAUGAUGUCAAGGUAUAUGCUGCCGUUUUGGAGCAACCUAGUGUAGAUCUAUACCCAAAUGCUAGCAAAUGGUACCAAACCGUUUCUUACAAACUCGCCACAAGCUUCCACGGGAAAGACGUUGGAGUAAGAUUUGAGAGUCAAAGUGCUCCGGUUAAAGCUACACCAACUAAGGGAGCUGAGGCUCUUGAUGAUGAUGAUGACGACAUUGAUCUCUUUGGUGAGGAGACAGAGGAAGAAAAGAAAGCAGCAGAAGAGAGAGCAGCCUCAACUAAGGCAUCCUCCAAGAAGAAAGAGAGUGGAAAGUCUUCUGUUCUUUUGGACGUUAAGCCCUGGGAUGACGAGACAGACAUGAAAAAGCUGGAAGAGAUGGUUAGGAGUAUUCAGAUGGAAGGACUUCUGUGGGGAGCAUCAAAGCUUGUCGCCGUGGGAUAUGGAAUCAAAAAGUUGCAGAUCAUGAUGACCAUAGUUGAUGAUCUUGUCUCUGUUGAUACGCUCAUUGAAGAACGACUAACUGUUGAACCCUGCAAUGAGUAUGUGCAGAGCUGUGACAUUGUUGCCUUCAACAAAAUUUGAGCUUCUCCCCCAUAUGAUAUUUUUGUCCUGUUUUUCAUUGUGUUUGGGAUACUAUGAUUUUGGAUUGAAGUGUACUAGAGCUUUGUUUCUUUAAUGAAGCGGUACUACUGUUAUAAUAUGAUUAUUAUGGUGUUUCUAAAAAUAUCUUUAACAUGUGCUUAAAAAAAUCUUUAACUUGACCCGUGUUUGCAAUCAAGUUUUAAUAUAUCUUGUACAUCAUUCAAAAC